CGACAACUUUCAUGGCGACGAACAAUGGGGACGUUUUGAUGCUGGAGGCGGCGCCUCAGGCUACGAAGCCAUGGGCGAGCGCGGCGAACGCGGAAGUCAUCGAUGCGCUUCCUUAUAUAGAUGAUGACUACGGCAAUCCACUGAUUAAAGCUGAGGUGGACCGAUUGGUGGAGGAAGAGAUGCGUCGGAGCUCAAGGAAGCCUGCUGAUUUCCUCAAGGAUUUGCCUCCUCUUCCAAAGUUCGAUUUCGAGAACUGUCCAGUGCUUGGCAAAGAGUAUGAGCGUGUUCGAGCUGGGAAGCCACCAGUGAGGAUCGAUUUCGAGUGCCGGUAUAAGCAUGAAUUGCCACCUGCUAGUAAGAAAAAUGAUGAUGCUGCAUGGAAGCAGUAUCUUCACAAGACUCAACGGUCAUUACAACAGAAGAUGAUCGAGCUUGAGAAUUUGGAAAUGAUGUCAAAACAUGGCCCUGAGCUUUGGAGACAGAACAAUCAUCGGCUAGAAGUAUUCUUGACCAGAAUGCAAAGACUAGCUCAGGAGCAGAACGAGGAGAUUGAAAAAGUCAAUCGUGAAAGGAAGUAUCAUCAGCAAACUACAGCGUAUGAGCUCAACGCUCUAUCUCAAGAAUGGAGACAGCUCUGUGUCAAGAAUAUGGAGAUCCAGUCUGCGUGUGCGAUGCUUGAGACACAAAUCGAUUCAUUGAAAAGGGAAGCUGUUGAAAGGGGAUGGAACUUAGAAGAGAAACUAGAGAGUGUCAAAUCGCUUCAAUCGCAGUGACGCAACCGCUCGUGCUUGCGUUUACUGAUUUGUUUAAAAGCUUAUAUGAAUCCAUCUAUCAUGUGUCCGCUAUAUUUUUGAAUGUUUUCUUUUUAGUAUAAGAGAUUAUCAGAAACAUACAACAGAGUAUUAGGUGAAUGGAUGUCUAUUUAUGUAAUAACAUUUUAGAGUUGUUUUUUUUUUAAUUAUUAAACAUCUUUACAUUCUUUUUCAUCUUCAUAUUUUUCUUCCUAAUUUCUCUCUGAAACCA
Eruca vesicaria subsp. sativa (arugula) is the source of this 1023-nucleotide messenger RNA. Lineage: Eukaryota; Viridiplantae; Streptophyta; Magnoliopsida; Brassicales; Brassicaceae. The record is from the annotation of a GenBank genome assembly.